Molecule: messenger RNA, 809 nt
Organism: Impatiens glandulifera
Lineage: Eukaryota; Viridiplantae; Streptophyta; Magnoliopsida; Ericales; Balsaminaceae
Product: ATP synthase subunit delta', mitochondrial-like
Exons: 2
Coding region: 55-678 (207 amino acids)
Biological process (GO): proton motive force-driven ATP synthesis
Molecular function (GO): proton-transporting ATP synthase activity, rotational mechanism
Source: RefSeq, a predicted model, not a curated record
AAACCCCUAUUCUGACCUUACGAGCGCCUAGCGAUUCAAUCCUACGCCACCGCCAUGUUCCGUCACGCCGCCGCCCGCGUUCUCUCUCGAUCCACGGCGACCACCGCCAUCGCCACCGCCUCUAGGUCUCGUUUAUUCUCCACUGAAGCAUUCUCAGUUCAUACAUCUGAUGAAUCGUUCGUAGAGGCAUGGAAGAAAGUGAUCCCUAACAUCGAGCCACCUAAAACUCCUCUUUCCUUCAUGAAACCUAGGCCACCGACUCCUUCAACCAUUCCUUCAAAGCUCACAGUUAACUUUGUUCUCCCAUAUUCAUCUGAGCUAUCAGCUAAGGAGGUGGAUAUGGUUAUGGUACCAGCAACAACAGGAGUUAUGGGUGUUCUUCCUGGUCACGUUGCAACAAUAGCCGAACUAAAACCAGGGGUUUUAUCAGUACACGAGGGUAACGACGUAACAAAGUACUUUGUAAGCGGUGGAUUUGCUUUCAUCCAUGCAAACUCAUAUGCAGAUAUAAUGGCAACUGAAGCUGUACCAAUUGAUCAAAUUGAUUCAAACUCCGUCCAGAAAGGACUUGCGGAAUUUAACCAGAAAUUGAACUCAGCUUCAACAGAUGCUGAGAAAGCCGAAGCUCAGAUUGGAGUUGAUGUGCUAAGUUCUCUCAAUUCCGCCCUCACAGGCUAGUUUUAUGAACUCCUAUUUUUUCACGAUUUAAUCAAUCGAUAAUAAUAAUAAUCUAUUGUGUUACCGAGGAUUAUUACACAUUUUACCUGUUUUGUUGAUUUACUAAAUCCAUGUCCAUGGUUUUAUGGUGA